Actinia tenebrosa (Australian red waratah sea anemone) is the source of this 1775-nucleotide messenger RNA. RefSeq lists its product as uncharacterized. The record is from RefSeq and is a predicted model, not a curated record. Gene Ontology annotation, molecular function: carbohydrate binding; signaling receptor activity. Lineage: Eukaryota; Metazoa; Cnidaria; Anthozoa; Actiniaria; Actiniidae. Gene Ontology annotation, cellular component: plasma membrane.
GCAGAGUAGAUCAGGAAUCUUGAAGCCCACGACAAGACUCAAACAUCUGUUCAACCAUAAACCAUGAAACAUCGAGAAAAUGACAUUUUCUUCUUGGCUUAUCGCAGAUUCUGCCAUGUUUAGUUGGAAAAUGUGGGCAGACUGCCAAAGGGUAAGUUGACCGGUUUCCGGUUAUGUGACGUUUUGUGUCACGCAUUCCUAAACCGGAAGUCAAGAGAUUCGUCAUUCAUGACAAAAAUCCAAGCACAAAGCCACAGUCAACUCGGCAAGACUCCAAAUAACAUCUUGAACAAAAACCCAGCUUGUUUACUCGGUUGAACUCCAAAAACCUGAAUUUUAUCCAACUGAGAACAUGCUAGAACCAUGUGGUGGGGCAAAAUGGCGUUGAAAAUCCAAAGAAAACAGUUCAAAUUAUCUUCUUCCAUGUUGUUCAAAUUUAUCUUGUUGAGUUUGCUGUUUUGCUGUUUGAAGGAAUCAACUGCUUCACGACCCGGUUGUAAUGUUGCCCUCGGAAUGCAGAAUGGAAAAAUUCAGGACUGGCAAUUAAGUGCUUCUUCCAAAGAUCUUGGAUAUGGACCAACAAGGGGACGGUUGAAUGGAAAUGGAGCUUGGUGUAGCCAAACUGAAAAACCAUGGACAGACUAUUUCCAGAUAAUACUGGACAAAGUACRGCAUGUGUCUGGGCUGGCUACACAAGGUUAUUCAACAUUUAUUUUGGGUUCCUAUUGGGUAAAAACAUAUGCCGUGAAGUACAGUUAUGAUGGCUGGACCUGGUAUUGGUAUAAAGAUCAACCUUUGGCUUCUAYRAAGGAAUUUGAUGCCAACACAGAUGGAACCACAGUAAAGGAAAUAAGCUUUCAUGAGACAUUUGUCACAAAGUAUCUGAGAAUAUAUCCAAUCACAUUUGAAAAUGACAUGUGCCUGCGAGUUGAGAUAUAUGGUUGCCCUAAUGAUAAAGAUACAUGUACCCAGACAAUAGACCAGCCCACAGGAAUCAUCACCUCACCAAACUACCCCUCCCCGUACCCCAGGGGAGUAGAUUGUACCUGGAUAAUCACUCUGCCAGACACAUCCAAGCAAGUUGGAUUAUUCUUUAAAAAUUUUGACGUCAACGAUGGUGCGUCUUGGUUGUGCUUUGGUGGUGAUUACUUUGAUGCUCUAGAUGGGCCCACUGAUGUAUCAUCCUCUAUUGGUCACUACUGUAAUGGCGAAGAUAUCCAGGUUGUCAAGGCAACGGGAAACAAGCUACGCGUUCAUUUUCAUUCAGAGUCUGGUACUCAUCCAAGGAAAGGAUUUGAGGCCCAGUUUGUUUCAUUCAUCAAAGGGGUCGAUGAUAUUCAGCUUGGUGAAGCCUGCAAUGGAUCAACGUUACGUCUUGACUGCGGUUCAUCCCCAUCCAAGUCCAUCAAGAUACUGCAUGCUUGGUAUGGUACGGCUCCCUUUUCCAGUCACUGCGGUAGUGUACCUACCAACACCACCUGCCAAGCGUCUGGUGCGCUGAACACUGUUACAUCUCUGUGUGAACACUACGAAUCCUKCCAAAUUGAUGUAUCUAGUCGUCAGUUUGAGCUAUCCUGUGGAUCUGGUCUUGUACCUCGGUUGACUGUUUAUUACCAGUGCACUGGAACAGUCAUUAAAACACUACCACCUACACCAAGCACCACUACRUCAGCACCUAGUACGUCAUCCCCUCCCUCCUCUACUAACAUAUCCCCUUCGCCUAAAACAGACACCAUUACCACGAUAACACAACAAUUUACAUCACUUCCACCGAC